Messenger RNA from Beta vulgaris subsp. vulgaris (sugar beet), 1966 nucleotides. RefSeq names its product long-chain-alcohol O-fatty-acyltransferase-like. The record is from RefSeq and is a predicted model, not a curated record. Gene Ontology annotation, biological process: lipid metabolic process. The transcript has a single exon. Bases 368 to 1432 code for a protein of 354 amino acids. Lineage: Eukaryota; Viridiplantae; Streptophyta; Magnoliopsida; Caryophyllales; Amaranthaceae.
UUGUAGAGUGUAAAAUACUAUCAAUAUCAUCCAUAUACAAUUCAUGUUACAAGUUAAACUAACCCAAUUACUAAUAACUAGUGGCAGGUUGUUGUUCUUUUUUAUUGUUAGUACACUCAAUAUCAUGCAACAAACUUUAUAUAAUUAUACAUGUGAUAUAUAUAUGCAUUAAAAUAGUACUUUUCCUUGCCAAUAAGAUUAUCUUAUCCAAACAUCUAGUUUACAUGACCGAAUAAAAAGAAUAACCACCCUUUUUGAACUUCAUUUGUUACUAACACAAAGUUUCACUGAUUUAACUCUUUACUACAUUAGAUAUUCCAAUAUAGAGUUUAGUAUUUGAAUUUGUAAAGAAGAAUUUUUGUAUUAAAUGGAAGGUGAAGCCAAGACCCUCCUUAGGGUAUGCACAAUAUUAUUGACAUCUCUAUACUAUUGUUACUUCAUAGCUUCAAAAAUCCCCAAAGGAAAAAUAAGGCUAUUGUUUUUCCUCCCAACUUUCAUUAUAUUCACCUUCCUCCCCAUAUUUGUCACCUCAGGUAUUUCUGCCGGUCUCAUCUCAUUCUUCGUUACAUACCUAGGGAAUUUCAAGCUACUCCUUUUCUCUUACAAUCUCGGCCCUCUAUCAAAUAUACAUAAUCUUAACCCUAAUCACAAAAAAUACAAACAUAAACAACAUGUAAAUAUUCCUUUUCUAAGAUUUAUAAUUCUUGCUAUUUUUCCAAUCAAAAUCAAAGACCCGUCUGCUAAAUAUCAAAAGUCCGUGAAAAACUGGCGGCCCUUUAACUUAUGGUCUAAGUCCUUAUGUUUCUCAAUACUUGAAACAAUAUGUUAUACCUACAAAAAACAUCUACACUCAAGUGUUAUGUGGGUUAUAUAUUGUUGUAUGUUGUAUCUAUUCCUUGAUGUCAUCAUAGGCAUAUGUAACAAAUUAGCAGGGACCAUCAUGGGUGUGGAGCUACUUCCGCCGUCUGAUGAACCAUACUUAUCAACCUCCCUACAAGAUUUUUGGGGUAGAAGGUGGAACCUCAUGGUAGCAGAUGUACUGCGUCACACAAUAUAUUUACCCAUGAAGGUAUUUUUGUCCAAAUAUUUAGGUCAACAAAGGGUUGUAGUUCCUUCUGUAAUGAUAGUGUUUCUAGUUUCUGGUCUUAUGCAUGAGCUAAUUUUUUACUACUUAACAUGUGUUAAUCCCACGUGGGAUGUCACGUGCUUUUUUGUGGUAAAUGGGCUUUGUGUGGUUUUUGAGGGCUAUUUUAAAAAAUAUUUGGGCCCAAGGAUAAGGAUACAUUGGGCUUUAGCUAGUCCAUUGACAAUUGGUUUUGUUAUGGGUACAGGAUAUUUGUGGUUCUUUCAACCAAUUUUGAGAAAUCAAGUUGAUAUAGGGGUUGCUGAAGAGGUCAAGACAUGGUAUGAGUCUAUUAGGGAUUUUUUUUAAAUAACAUCCAUUAUGUUAUUUUAAUUUGAAACAUUAUUAGCUUAGUGUUUUUUUUUUUAAUUUGUUCAGUUUAUUGUGAUACUUUAGGUGAUGUUUAUACAAGGUCCCAUACAUAAACUUUUCUCUAAUGACAUGUAAGUAUACUUUUAAAAAAAUUACAUGUAAAUAUACAAGAAUUUGAUUAGUAUUAAUAGUUGAAUCUUGAUAUUAGAAAAACUUUUUGCAAGUAAAUUCCAUGUCAAUUCGACUUUUAAGAAAGACGAUUCCAAUAUAUGCUUGCGUUAUGUCAAUUCUUGUAUUCUGAAUUUAUUUUUCGGCUCGUGCAAUGCAAAAACAUUGUUUUUAAUAAUUUUAGAAAUUGGUUCAUCGAAAAAUAUGUAAUUUUGUGACUUCUUUUUACAUUUUUUUAUUAUAUUAAGAGAAAAUUUCGGAAAUUGAACUCGGAUCUAGUCAUAACCAGUCCCUGAAAUUUGAAACCAAAAUUGGGAUUGGUUGGACUUGGACCAUAUCCUCAUUUUCUGGAAUUGGCCUUGG